AUGUAAAAUUGCGAGUGAGACAAUUAAGUCAAUCGUUGAAAUCUAAACUGCUUUGGAUGACGGAUAAAUUCAUGACAAACUCCUCUAUAUAGAGAUUUGUUAUAAUAAACAAAGAGCAAAAAGACGAUCCUUUUUGUGUUUCACUGUGUCACCUUGCAAAACUCCCCAAAAGUUUAACCUAGCACCAGCUACUGGUAAUUCAGAUUCCAUGGAUUCCAAUAAUCAGGAUUCUCAACCCUCUCUCGACACUACUGAUUGGAGAACUCAACUGAAUUCUGAAUCGCGUCAAAGAAUUGUCAACAAAAUAAUGGACACAUUAAAAAAACAUCUUCCCGUUUCUGGGACUGAGGGAUUACUUGAACUUCGGAAGAUUGCUCAAAGGUUUGAAGAUAAGAUUUAUUAUGCUGCCACAAGCCAGACUGAUUAUCUUCGGAAGAUUUCUAUUAAAAUGCUUACAAUGGAGACCAAAUCUCAAAGCACCAUUGCCAGCAAUAUGAUAUCAAAUGAAGGAGGUCCUAGCAAUAAUCUGCCCGAUCAAGAACUUGUUUUACAGUCUCAAGUUCUUGAUCCAGGACAACAACAUCCUAAUCCUCAUCAGCAGCUUCUACCCCAAAUCAUUCAAAAUCAUGUUGCGCCUCAACCUAACCUGCCAUCGGUAUCAACUCUAUCCCAGACUCCCAGCCAAAAUAUUAGCCAAAAUAUUAGCCAAAAUUCCAACACACAACAACCUGGGCAAAAUUCUGGGAGUAGUUCUAUUGGCCAGAAUUCCAAUAUAAAGGGUAUGUUUCCUGGUUCUCAGAGACAAAUGCCACGUACGCAGAAAGUUGUACCCCCAGAGCACCAGCAACACCAACAACCACCGAAUCAACAGAUUCUUUACCUGCAGCAGCAACAGUUUAUGAAGCAUAAGCUGUUUCAGAUGCAGCAACAACAACAGCAGAAUCUUCUGCAACCAAAUCAGUUGAAUACCUCUCAACAAUCUGUUAUGCAAACAUCAUCUACUAUGCAGCCUUUGAAGAUGCAAUCGUAUCUACCUAGCCUUCAACAAAAUCAGCAGUCUAACAAUGUUCAGUCAACACAGGAUAUGAAGCAUAUGCUAUCUCAGAUGCAGCAACAAAAUCCAAAUCAGCAGCAAUCGGUUCUAUCCAUCCUUCAACAAAAUCAGAAGUCUAACAAUUUUCAGCCAACACAUGAUAUGAAGUAUAUGCUAUCUCAGAUGCAACAACAAAAACAAAAUCAGAAGCAACCGUUUCUAUCUAUCUUUCAACAAAAUCAGCAGUCUAACAAUGUUCAACAGUCAACACUGGAUAUGAAGCAUAUGCUAUCUCAGAUGCAGCAACAACAAAAUCAACAGCAAUCGUUUAUAUCUAGCCUUCAACAAAAUCAGCAGUCUAACAAUGUUCAACAGUCAGCACAGGCUAUGAAGCAUAUGCUAUCUCAGAUGCAGCAACAACAACAGCAGAACCUUCUGCAACUAAAUCAGUUGAUUACCUCUCAACAAUUAGUUAUGCAAACAUCAUCUGCUAUGCAGCAUUUGACAAUGCAGCAACAAUUGCAACACAAUGCAUUAAAGUUUCCAUCUCAGUCGCAGCCACAGGCUUCACAGCAGCAAUUAAUGUCGCAGAUUCACAAUCAGCCUGCACAGAUGUUACAGCAAAUGGGUUUGCAGCAGCAGCCAGGUUCUUUGCAACGAGAUAUGCAGCGAAAUCUUCAAGCAUCAGGGUCCUUACAUCAACAGCAAAGUGUUCUUGAUCAGCAAAAACAAGUAUAUCAAUCCCAAAGAGCUCUUCCUGAAUCAUCCACAACUUCUGUAGAUUCUACAACACAGACUGAACAACUAAGUGGGGCUGAUUGGCAAGAAGAAUUAUACCAAAAGUUGCAAACCAUGAAAGAAAAUUACUUGCCAGAUCUGAAUGAAAUAUUCCAACUAACUGCCAUGAGAUUUCAGCAGUAUGAAUCUACUCAACAGCCAAAGUCAGAUCAGGUGGAAAAGUUGAGGCCAUAUAAAAUAAUGUUGGAACGCAUGAUAUUAUUCCUUCAACUUCCUAAGAACAGCAUUACGGUUAGUUUCAAGGAAAAAUUUGGAGCAUAUGAAAAUCAGAUUGUAAAUCUCAUAACUAUGUUUAGGACUAGGAAAGGCAUCUUGUCCUUGCAACCCGAACAGCUUCCCCCAACUCAUAUGUCUUUGAUGCCACAGUCACAAUCUCAAGUUACUUCUGUACAGUCUCAUGAAAAUCAAAUGAUCUCUCAGACGCAGCCAUCAAACUUACAAGGUUCUGCAGCAACUAUACAGCAGAACAAUGCUGCGAGCUUGCAGCACAAUUCUAUGUCUGGUUUGUCAACAACACAACAAAAUGUGUUGAAUACAAUUCAACCAAGUAAUAAUAUAGACGCUGGACAAGGAAACUCUGCAAACUCUCUGCAACAGGUUCCCUUGAUGCUGAGUCAGCAGAUCCUACAGCAGCAACAGCAGCUACACCAGCUGUCUAGACAACUGCAAUAUUUUACCUCAGUUCAAAACUCAGCUUAUUCCCAUCAACAAUUGAAACGAAUGAAUCCUUUUCAGGUUGCUUCACCCCAACUUUUUCAGGCUGUGUCUCCUCAAAUUCCGCAACACUCAUCUUCGCAACACUCAUCUUCCCAAGUUGACCAACAAACUCAUCAACAUUCUCUAGCAAAAGUUGCAACACCUAUGCAAUCUUCUGACUCACAUUUUGUGCUAGUAGAUUCUGAGAAGCUCGUUCAUGGUGUUUCGUCAUCAAGUGCUGCCAAUGUUGGGCAACAUGCAUUCAGUGGUCUAGAUGAUGCCUAUUUUAAUGCUUUCACAAAUACUUCUGGAAAAGAUUUCGGGAAAGAAUUUGGAAAAGAACUUUUGAAAGAGACAAGUUCAAAAAAGAUUGAGAAGUUGAAGAAGGAGGUUGAGAGUGUCAAGAUGACGAUGAAGUUACUCAUCCUAGUUCUUAUUUGGUUUUGUGUUUUUUUUGUUUUAUUUUAUAAAUGUAUGUAACAAAUGGAGGGAAACCAUGAAUGGAAUUUCCAUGUGCAAUGCAAUUUGAUGUUGAAUGUAUUUUGAUAUUAAAUGUAACUUGAUGUUCAAUAAAAGACCUAUAUGACUGUUGGUAAAUAUAUGUUUGAGUUUUUUAAUGUA
Vicia villosa (hairy vetch) is the source of this 3148-nucleotide messenger RNA. Its product is annotated as mediator of RNA polymerase II transcription subunit 15a-like. Bases 209 to 3007 code for a protein of 932 amino acids. Gene Ontology annotation, molecular function: chromatin DNA binding; transcription coactivator activity. NCBI's taxonomy places the organism in Eukaryota, Viridiplantae, Streptophyta, Magnoliopsida, Fabales, Fabaceae. The transcript has 8 exons. Gene Ontology annotation, biological process: regulation of DNA-templated transcription. The record is from RefSeq and is a predicted model, not a curated record.